Funneliformis caledonium is the source of this 2250-nucleotide messenger RNA. The record is from the annotation of a GenBank genome assembly. NCBI's taxonomy places the organism in Eukaryota, Fungi, Glomeromycota, Glomeromycetes, Glomerales, Glomeraceae.
AUAUUAUUACUGAAGAACAGAUUAAAAAUAAAGGCGAAGUGUUGGUGCCGAUCGAACUUCUUUCGAAUUAUUUUUCAAAUAAAAAUGCAGCCAAUAAAAGUCUCAUCAUCAUAAAAGCGCGUACCAUCGUUGUGCCUCUUUUUAGAGAUGCAAAUUUGAUUUUAGAAUGGAUACAAAAAUACAUACCGAGCACUGGGACAAAACCGGUGAUGUUAGUUGAAACGUAUGGUGUUCGAUUUACUUUUUGUGGUCGUAAUGACACUAUAGAAACUCUUUGGAAUGGAGGUAGCGCAGAACAAAGUAAUGGGAUUCUGAAUCGAUUUAAGAACUUUUUCUCUGACCGUCCAAAACAUGAUCGCAACCUUCAUCCAAUCCCAUUCCUAGCAUGUUGUCCCGGCACAGGAAAAAGUCGGUUUUUGCAGGAACUUGUUAAUAUUAUUCGCGAUAAGGCUUUAAAUUCUGGAGAUGAAGAUAUUGCAUCCGUGUUAGGUAAUGCAGUUUUUCUGAACGUUACUUAUGGAAAUGGAACAGGGGUAACGGAUUUUGACAUUAAUAUUGGAGCAGAAGCUUCGGUAGCUUUGAGGAUCUUAUUCAGCUAUUUUGUACAUGGCAAUAUAAAUGUGAGCUUUGCCAAGUUUAGAGACACGAUUAUUGGGCGAGAAAAUUCAAAGCAAUUAACAUUGGCUCUUGUUUUAAGAACCAUUUACGAAAGUAAGCAUGAAAGAGACAAAAGUAUUAAUAAGCUUGCAAUUAUUGUCGGUAUUGAUGAAGUCAACAAAGUAUUUGAUAAAGAUUACGAUAAAUUUCGUGAUCUCGUAUCUGCAAUUGGCAUAGCGAGUUGUGAUUCAGAAAUGUUUUUUGUUCCAGUAUUAGCGGGUACAGUAGAAGGUCCACUUCAGUCAAUUAUUACAAAAUCAAUGCAUCCACCUCUUCAGUUACCAUUGCAUUUGUUAGACAUAGAAGAUAUGUUAAAAAUAGCGUGUGAUCUCGGCUUUGAUCAAAAUUUUGUUUAUAAAGAUAAUCUUUUCAGACGUAUGAUUUCUGAUGUAGGUGGUCAGGUGCGCGCUUUAGAAAUGUUUUAUGAAAAAAUUUCGAAAGCAUCCAGAACCCGCGGAUUGAAAGGCAUUGAUUUAGUGGACAUUAUGUUCUCACUUGAAUCAUUAUUAAAUGAACGGUAUGCAUUUAGAAUUUGUGCUAACAUGAUCACCUCAGUGCUCGCAAAUGCAAUUUUAGAAAGACCUGUUCAUGCUGACGAUUCUCCUGGCAAGGAUGAAAGGAAUCAGCUUAUCACAUACAAAAUAUUAAAGUCCAAUGGAAUUUUAACACUUGAACCAACUGGUAGAAGAAAUAAUGGCUUUUUUUAUAUACGUCUCCCCUAUCUUUGGGUACGAUUACUGAUAAAAAAUGCUGAUAAUAGAUCAAUUCAUAAAUUCUGGCAUGUGCUUAUUGAUCCUGAUGAACCAUUUUAUUGGCAAGAUUGGGAAAUUUUUAAUGUUAAGUUUUGGGCCUUGCGCUAUUGUUUAUUUUCAGCACUUGGACACAAACAUAUAGAGUUAAAUGAACUGUUAAAAGGAGCUCGUUAUUCAGAUAAUUUAGAUGUGGAUGCAAAUGUAGAUAUUCCUGAUCAUGAAUCUGUUAACACGCAUUAUCUUAUUCAUCGAUUUCCUCCUUUUAACGCCUCUAAUUUUAGUAAUGAUAUGUUAAAUACUGAGGGUAGAACUUGUAAUAUUUCACUUCAAGAUAAUAGUAAAAUUUUUAAAAAUGGGGGAGGGGCAGAAGGUGAUAGGUUUUGUUUCUUGAUCACUAACGGGAGGCCAAUGUUUUUGUCAUUUCAAAUGAAGUGGCGAGAGCAAGAUUCAGCGAACCCUGAAAAAAUUGAUGAUAGUUUGAUCAAGGAGGAGUAUGAAAAGUCUGAAAAAGUCGCAAAAGAGAUUGGUUUGGAUGAUAACUGGAUACUGUUAAUUUUAUCAAAUCGUGAGAGUACCUAUACAAAGGACCUGGUACCAUUAAAUUGUGCUAUUGUUGACAAAGAUAAUUUUAAUGAUUUUUAUGGUAAAAUAUACUCGUCACGUGCUCAAUUUUUCGCAGCUCAAGAUAAAGUUCCUAUUAAUACGGCAAGAUUUUGUGAAUUACGAGCUAUAUAUAGGGUAGGAGAGAAAAUUGCAAAUACUAUUGUUGAAGAUCGUGAUAAUAAUAAGAGAAAAUAUAUUGGCGAUAAUGAUUUAUGCAAACGGAUAAAGAAAUUUCCAC